Tachyglossus aculeatus (Australian echidna) is the source of this 2072-nucleotide messenger RNA. Its product is annotated as IgGFc-binding protein-like. NCBI's taxonomy places the organism in Eukaryota, Metazoa, Chordata, Mammalia, Monotremata, Tachyglossidae. The transcript is spliced from 5 exons. The coding region runs from base 1 to 1404 and encodes 467 amino acids. The record is from RefSeq and is a predicted model, not a curated record.
AUGGUUCCGCUGCCGCUGGAACUGGCGGAGGCCCGAGUGCUGGUCAGCCAGGUGGGCGGAACGGCGACGCUAAAAUGGAAGGGCGUCGGGGAGCUGACCGACGCUGACGGCUUCAUCCUGCUGCGGCUGUCGGGCGCCUAUCGCGGCCGGGUCUGCGGCCUCUGCGGCAACUUCAACGAGGACCCGGGGGACGAUCUGCUGCUGCCCGGCGGCCAGCAGGCCAAGGACCCGAAGCCCUUCACGGAGGCGUGGGCGCGGCCCGAGGCCGGGUACCAGAGCUACUGUGGCGCGCGUUGCCGGCCCUGCCCGCCCAGGCCCGCCGGAACCGGCGCGGCGUUUGACGGGCCCCGGGCCUGCGGGCUCCUGGAGCGACCGGACGGGCCCUUCGCGGCCUGCCACCACCACGUGGCCCCGGCCCAGUUCGUGCAGCGCUGCGCGGAGGAGCUGUGCGCCACGGCCGGCCACCCCAGCUCGCUCUGCAGAGGCCUCCACGCCUACGCCGUCGCCUGCCGGGGGGAGGGAGCCCCGCUCGGGCCUUGGAGGAACAGCAGCCUCUGCCCUCUGAGCUGCUCCCCGGGGACACUGUCCACCUCCUGCUUGCGGCCCCAGCAGACCUUGUGCGCCUCGGGCGUCUUCCCAGCUGGGAUCCCGAUAGAGUGCUUCGAAGGCUGCGAGUGUCCCGCGGGGACCCUGGCCGAGGCCGGAAACUGCGUGCCCUCCACCGCCUGUGGUUGCAUCCACCAGGGCCGCUACCUCCAGGUCGGGGAAGAGAUCAUGAACGGUGACUGCACGGAGCACUGUCGCUGUGCCAAGGACUCCGACCUACAGUGUGAGCAGCACCACUGUGAGCCCAGGACGCUGUGCGGUCUGAGGGCCGGAGCCCGCGGCUGCCUGGUCCCCGAGGCCUCGUGCGCCGUGGGGCAGCGGGGGAGGCAGCUGACGACGUUCACCGGCGCCCAAGUGGCUCUGCCCUCUGGUACCUUCCAGCUGGCCGCCCGCUGCCAUGGCAACGCCACGGCCUGGUUUCGCGUGGUCAGCGAGGUCAAGCGCUGCGAGAGGGAAGUGAUCCCCUCGCUCAUCGCCUAUGUAUUCGUGCCUGAAGGCUUAGUGGUGAUGCAUCACGGACGGGGCAUCUUGGUCAACGGCCUGGAAGUGACGCCCCCGACCUGGGUGUCCCCGUCUGUGUCCCUGAGCCUCGCCCCCGAAGGGGCCUUCGUGCUGCGCCAGGCCGGGGGCGUCCGCGUGCAGCUCGGGGAGGCGCUGGAGAUGGAAGUGUCCGUCCCACUGAGCGCCAGCGGUUCCCUCUGCGGCCUGUGCGGAGAAAACAUGGCCGAGACCCCCACGCUGAGCAUGUGGUCGGCCAAGGACCUGCAGAUUUGCUCGAUUUCUCUCUGGAAGUCCUAAGGUGCAGGGCCUGGCACCGAAGAGUCGCCGCCGCCGCCAGACACGCCACCCCUUCCCUCACGAGGCGAUUCCUCCCCCAGCCGUGACCCAACCCGACUGCAACAUCCCCUCCCCCAGCGCAAUAAACGUGCAAGCCGGUGGAUGUCUGGCGCAGUCUUUAUUGGAGUUGGGAGCCUCGAAUCCCCCUGCCCCGCUUCUCCCCUUGUGCCACUUCCCUUCCCUCUGUCCUUCUGCCACUUCCCUUUUCUGUAGGAACGUGGGCGCCUUCGUGUCCACCUCGCUCCCACUGCAGCUUCCUCUAGGCAGCCCGGCCCACACCCCGCCCCACCUCCAGUCUGGCCGCUGCCCGCAUCGCAUAGCACAUCGCAGAGGGAGCUGGGCGGGAGGGGCUUCAUCCUAGAUUGCCCCUUUGAUCCCCUCCACCCGCCCACCGAAGCCGAGUGCUGCCCCUUCUCUCCCCGCGGCAGGGGGAUGGCUGGCCUGGGCCCGCGACGGGCCGAGGGCGCUGGCGGGGUCCCCGGGAACCCAUCUCAAUACGGGGCACUCGGCGGGCGCUGAGCUUCGGGCCCCAGACCACAUCCUGGACAGAACAGGGUGGGGCCGGCGGCCGGGCCUGAGGGUUCCAGGGCGAGGGACGGGGGGAGGAGGCCGGGACCCCUGAGUCUGGG